This is a messenger RNA of Drosophila albomicans, 942 nucleotides long. RefSeq names its product rab-like protein 3. Gene Ontology annotation, molecular function: GTP binding; GTPase activity. Gene Ontology annotation, biological process: intracellular protein transport. The transcript is spliced from 2 exons. The record is from RefSeq and is a predicted model, not a curated record. The coding region runs from base 150 to 875 and encodes 241 amino acids. Lineage: Eukaryota; Metazoa; Arthropoda; Insecta; Diptera; Drosophilidae. Gene Ontology annotation, cellular component: endomembrane system.
UUUUUCGAUAAAUACAAACAAAUAUUUGACAAAAAGCGCCAAAUGAAUUCAACAAUUAAAUAGAGAGGAAUUAUGAACAAGCAUUAAGACAAAUUGCAGCACAACAAGCAGAACCUUUAUUUACAGUACUCGAAAAAUAAAAAAAAACGAUGGAGCAGCAAACAAUUAAACACGUACUCACUGCUCGAAUUUUAGUGCUCGGCGAUGCAGGUGUUGGAAAGUCGCGACUAACAGAUUUGCUGGCCAAAAGCGAAGAUACACCGACACCAGCGACCCGACGCGUUGGCGAUUGUUGGUGGAAUGUUCAAGUGCGUCUUCACGAGCAUCCACGCUAUGUGUGGCUGCCCCCAACGCCCGAGUGGACAUCCUCCUCCUCAACGUCGAGCCCAACAGGAAUCGAACAAUUUCCACGACGUGGCGGCGUCGAUUUAGUGCCACAUUUUGUUGAAUUCUAUGAUUUAAAGAGCACGCUGCGCAUGCCUCGGGAGCAUCGCAAUCGUCUCUAUCGCCACAUUGAUGGCAUAAUCCUUGUAUACGAUCUAUUGCGCAUGAGCACCCAUGACAACCUGCACGAUUGGCUGUAUCAGCCGUUGCGUCAGAUUUGCAGGCAUCGCCACAAUCGAAUGCGUCCCAUCCUCAAGCGGCGACACGUGCCCAUCCUCGUGGUGGGCACCAAACUGGAUUUGUUGACCACCCGCUGCUUGCGAGGAUCUGGCAAAAUAGCCAGUCAGCUGGGCGCGGAUGAGAUCCUUGUCAAUUGCCUGGACUCGAAGAGUUUUGAGCACAAAUCUCGCAAUGCGGGCAAACUGCGAAAGUUUCUCAGCAAUGCCAUCGAAUUUAAGCUCAAUUUUCCAACAACGGGAAAACGAUGCUGAGUUUUACAAUGAUUUUCAUAUGUAUAUUUUUACAAUGUUUUCUAGUUUUUAAAACUCUUUUUUAUUA